AUGAAGAGGAUAAUAAUAAGGAUAAGGAUUCUAAGGAAUAUUAUUAAGGAUAAGAACGAUAGUAAAGAAGAUAAUAAGGAGGAGGAUAACGAGGAGGAGAAUAAGGAGGAAGAGGAUAAGGAGGAAGAGGAUAAGGAGGAGGAGGAUAAGGAGGAAGAAGAUGAGGAGGAGGAGGAUAAGGAGGAGGAGGAUAAGGAGGAGGAUAAAGAGGAGGAGGAAGAUAAGGAGGAGGAUAAGGAGGAGGAGGAAGAUAAGGAGGAUAUUACCGCCGUUCCUAAGCCGUCCGCCGCCGCCGCCCUUAAACCGUCCGCUACCGCCGCCUCUAAGUUAUCCGUCGCCGCCGCCCUUAAAUUAUCCGCCGCCGCCGCCCUUAAACCGCCCGCUACUACCCUUAAGUUACCCGCCGCUAUACCUAAACCGUCCGCCGCCGCCGCCCUUAAACCGCCCGCCACCACCCCUAAACCGUCUAUUACUACCCCUAAGCCUAUUAAUCUAUCGCCUACUAAGAAAUAA
Neurospora crassa OR74A is the source of this 513-nucleotide messenger RNA. RefSeq lists its product as hypothetical. Bases 1 to 513 code for a protein of 170 amino acids. The record is from RefSeq and is a predicted model, not a curated record. The transcript is spliced from 3 exons. NCBI's taxonomy places the organism in Eukaryota, Fungi, Ascomycota, Sordariomycetes, Sordariales, Sordariaceae.